Molecule: messenger RNA, 3630 nt
Organism: Aspergillus mulundensis
Lineage: Eukaryota; Fungi; Ascomycota; Eurotiomycetes; Eurotiales; Aspergillaceae
Exons: 4
Coding region: 1-3630 (1209 amino acids)
Source: RefSeq, a predicted model, not a curated record
AUGCGUUUCAGCCCUUUUCUCCUCGUGGCGGCGCCCGCGCUCGCAUGGGCGCAUCUCGAUCACGGGGCUGCGGGCUCUGCGGAUCUGGACCUUCAUGAGCACGAGUCUGUAUAUGAAACCGUCACUAUCAUACCAACGGUGCUUCUUGAUGCACGCGGUGGUACGUAUACCACCAAAACAACCAAGACGACCACCAUCACUUCGUGUUCAUGCACGCUCACGCCGUCUUCCACUAUCACUGUGUCGACGAGCACCUCGACCAGUACGAGCACUAGCAGUACCAUCACCUCGACCUCGACUAGCACAUCCAGCACAUCAACAGCCACGUCCACGUCAACUCCGGUCAUCCCCACCAGCUCGGGAUGCUCAGCUGAGCCGCUGCCAGCCGUAACCUCCUGGUCGACAGCCUAUUCCACCAUCUAUUCCACCAUCACGCAGACCUUGCCCGCUGAGACUCAGACCCAGACUCAAACCCAAACAAUCACAGAGACCUUGCCAGCGCCACCAGCCGUGACCUCGUGGUCAACUUCCUAUUCAACCAUAACCGAUUAUUCCACCAUCACGCAGACCUUGCCCGCCGAAACUCAGACCCAGACUCAAACCCAAACGAUCACAGAGACCUUGCCGGCGCCACCGGCCGUGACCUCUUGGUCAACUUCCUAUUCAACCAUAACCGAUUAUUCCACCAUAACUGAUUAUUCCACGACCACCGAGACUCAGACCCAGACUCAAACCCAAACGAUCACUGAGGUACAAACCUCUACAGAAGUGCAAACUCAGACCCAAACGAUCACUGAGGUACAAACCUCUACAGAAGUGCAAACUCAGACCCAAACGAUCACUGAGGUACAAACCUCUACAGAAGUGCAAACUCAAACCCAAACGAUCACAGAGACCUUGCCAGCGCCACCGGCUGUGACCUCUUGGUCAACGACAACGAUCUCUGAAAAUACCUGCACGGAAAGUUGCUCAUCUGUUCCUACUUCGGUCUCCACCGAGACGAUAUCAGUCACUAUUACAUCCCAAACGAGCUGCUCGGAUGAAACUGAGACAAUCACCAGCACGGAAAGUUGCUCAUCCAUUCCUACUUCAGUCUCCACCGAGACAAUAUCAGUCACAAUUACAUCCCAGACAAGCUGCUCGGAUGAAACUGAGACGAUCACCAGCACUGUCACUCAGCCUGGGCCUACACAGACCACCUGCUUGAGUGAGCCAGGCGUAUCCACGGUUUGGGAGACGUCUUUCUUGACCCUGCCAGCAAGCACUUUGUACUCGACAAUAGAGACCACCAUCCCAGCCAGCACAAUCUAUUCAACAACCCAGAUCACCGAGUCAGGCUCCACGUUCUUUUCUACAAUUUCAAUCACAGUCCCCGCUUCGACCAUCACCAGCAUCCUGGAAGAAACCUUUUACUCGACAGUUACCCUGCCAGCAAGCACUCGCUACUCAACUAUCAAAUACACCAAGUCUGGCUCGACAUUUUACUCCACAAUUUGGUCGACUGUCCCGGCUUCAACUAUUAUUAGCACACUGCCAGCUUCAACAUCAUGGAUAACCAGUGUGUUGCCUCCGGUUACUAUUAGCGGCUCUCCAAUCACGAGCACUAUUAGCGGCUCUCCAAUUACUCUUCCAGGGGAGGUUACUACUUUACCUGCCUCGACAGUCACUCAGUUAACGACCAUACCGGGCUCGACGAUCACUCAAGUGGCCACGCUCCCCGCCGAGACGCAGCUGGCGUCCACGGAGACUUUCACGAGCGUAAUCAGUGGCACUGCAUCAGUCGAGACUUCUCUUCUCACGCAAACGCAGCCGGCAUCCACGGAGAUUCUCACGAGCAUAAUCAGCGGCCCUACAUCAGUCGAGAACUCUAUAUUCACGCAGACGCAGCCGGCGUCUACGGAGACUUUCACGAGCGUAAUCAGUGGCCCUACAUCAGUCGAGACUUCUCUUCUCACGCAAACGCAGCCGGCAUCCACCGAGAUUUUCACAAGCGUAGUCAGUGGCACUGCAUCAGUCGAGACUUCUCUUCUCACGCGAACGCAGCCGGCAUCCACUGAGAUUUUCACAAGCGUAGUCAGCGGUCCUUCGUCAAUCGAGACUCUGGUAAUUACCCAGGUGAUAAGCACGACAGUGGUGAAUGAGAUACCAGGCCCCGGCACAACACUAACCCUUACUUCGACCGGUGUCGAAACCCUCCCCCCAGCAACACAGAUAAUCAUCGGACCCGCAUCAACAGUAACCAUCUCCAUCUGCCCAACCCUAACCACAAACCCAACCUACACGCCUCCCAAGCCCCUACCAAACGACUACACCUGGGGCUGCCGCCCCGGCACCCUCUGCCAACCGCACCACGAAAUCAGACCGCGAGAAUUCUGCGACUUCGAAUCCGGCCUCCCCGCAGAGGACUACGUGUGCCGACCAGACGAGUGUAUCCCGUCCCCGCCGCUAAUCCAAGACCAAUUCUGGGGCGAGCCCGUCAUAGCCGAUCAGGUGGGCACGUACAACAUCUCGCCCAGCUACUUCAACAUCAACCCGGGGCAGUUCGGACUCAAUUACUCCAUUUUCCGGGUUCCGGUAGACUACGCCGGCGUGGAGUUCUCGAAAUCCAAGCGCGAUGUCCUUGCAAACAUAUUCGGGUUUGCGUCUGGAAGUCGGAAACGAAAGCACAAGCGUCAGGAACUCCUGCAGGACGUCCUCUUCAGCGAGGUCUGCUACGACGAGUGCAACGGCGCCGCAUUGGAAGCCGAACGGCGCGGCAAAACGGCUGCGCUCUGUGCGGCCACCUCCGCGUUCAUGGAUAAAGUGGACCAGUGUCAACGGUGUAACAAGCGGUUCCCGCUCGAUAAGAAUGACAAGGAUCCCUUGACUAUCCCGCCGGAUUUGAAUCAGUUCCUUGCGUACUGUGAUGAGUUGCCUCGGGGUAGACCUACGGCUGAGGGGGCUACGGCUACGUCGACGAGCCAGAGCGAGACGAGGACGACGGCGAGGACGUCUGUGGAGUCUGCUUCGACGAGUACGAGUUCGAGUUCGAGUUCGAGUUCGAGCUCGAGCUCGAGCUCGAGUGGUCGGGAUGAUGCGGCGGAUACCUCGGCCAGUGCCGGUGGGGAGUCGACUACGCUGUCUAGCACCUCGGGCCCGUCGGGUACCUCCAGCGGCAACGACGUAACUAGCACCCGGUCUUCGUCCUCGGACUCGUCCUCGGCUUCGGAGUCAGGCACUACUGUAACGGUCACGCAGUCCGUCCCAGGUUCAAGCGAAGACGCCACUUCGACCGCGUCCGGCUCGCAAGGCACAAGCUCGGAGUCGGACGGCGGUGAUGAACAGAAUAACGGCAAUGGCAGCUCAGGCGGUUCUGGCUCCGCCAACGGCUCUCAGACAUCAAGCGGAACAAGUCCAACGGGUGGCAGCGGCUCAGGUUCCAGUUCCGGCUCUGACUCUAGCUCAGGAUCAGGACCAGGAGCCUCCGAGGCGCCUACGCCAGGCUCGACGCCCGGAUCUCCGACCGGGGUCUCGCCGACGGGUUCAAGCUCGCCCUCGGCAUCACCGUCUGCGUUUGCCGGUGCGGCGGCGAGGUUCGCGGUUCCCAUGCACUGGGGCCUCAUCCCCGCUGUUAUUGGGUUUCUUUUGUAA